Messenger RNA from Branchiostoma belcheri (Belcher's lancelet), 1134 nucleotides. RefSeq lists its product as uncharacterized. The record is from RefSeq and is a predicted model, not a curated record. The transcript is spliced from 5 exons. Lineage: Eukaryota; Metazoa; Chordata; Leptocardii; Amphioxiformes; Branchiostomatidae. Bases 116 to 826 code for a protein of 236 amino acids.
GAUCAAUUCAACAAUCGUUCCAUUGUGACGUUCUAGCCGCACCAUGUUCGAGAGGGGGCCGUUUCGUACCCGACUGGCCAUGACAAGGUAGUGCUUUGAAGAGGUCAAGAACUGGAUGAACUUGAAGAUACCAUCGCUUCUGGCACUCCUGUCCUUUUUGUUUGACCUCGUCAAGGCAUGGUUACACAAAGAGGAACCUCCAGAUGUGACAUCCAACCACAAGACGAACACAGCCACAGUGACUGUACCCGUGGACCAAGAUGCACUGAUCUACAAUGUGCAGCGCCAAGAUGAGGAAGUGCUAGGAGACAGCUCGGAUGAAGUUAAUGAAGAGGAACAACUUGAUGGUUACCACCAACCAGAAUGGCUGCAUUUAACAUACAGAGACAAGAACACCAACAAGGAGGUAUAUCGCAGAAUUGGUACAAAACCAAUCAGCAGCAUCAUCACUGAGAGCAGGAUGAAAUACGCUGGACACGUCCUCAGAAUGACUGCAGACAGCCUUGCCAAGACUUUUCUGCACUGGAAACCGGAAGGUAGGAGGAAGAGAGGGAGACCCAAGCUAACAUGGCCGAGCACUUUCCAAAAAGACCUAGAGCACAGAGGGGUACUACUAGCAGAUGCUGAAAACUUGGAUUCGUCAUCACCAACAGGGCAUUUGAAUAGAUGCAGGCAAGAGCUCGGUAUAUUUAUAUCGUGUGGCGUGGACUCCUUUCUAGACUCCUACUUUUACAGCAUAUUCAGUAACAACAUCUCAGAUCUUUUCAUGAAGAUGUUCACAUCACCUAUUGCUUUUGUUUCAAAUCAUAUGAUCUGUUCUGUUUAAGUGUUGUACUUCAUGCAAGCGUCUGCCAGGACAUCUGGCUGUAGCGUUGACCAAAUAAGCUGUCAGUGUGGCUUAGUGGCUUCCAGACAUGUUGCAAUUGUACAGGUUUUUGUUCGUGUUGCUCCCACCGAUGGGGAUCUGGAGAAUUCAAAUCCGUUGUAUCCUGUACCCCACAUUUCCAAAUGUAGAAUGUCAGAAAACUAAGCUACUGUAAAGCGACAUACAUGGUAAGGUGGUCAGCAUGUUCAACAGCUAUGUCGCAACAUUUCUGAACCGUCUCGAAAAAGACUGUACUGUACUGUUCUGUA